AACAGCGAGGCAAACAAUAUGGCAGCGUGCAUGUCUGCUAGGAGGAUUUGCGCGAUCUGUGGAUCAAGAAGCAAUUCAUUUUCACGCUUUAUUGUGUCGUUUUGCAAACCUGCGGCACCGAAUUAGAGGACAGUGCAAGUGGUUGUAUUACAGCCAUGGAUUGCGACGUUGAGCGCGCCGACGACGCUAAGAACAGCGCAACGGUAGUCAACGGAGUUGGUGACCCGAUGGAAACCAACGUUACUAACGCCAUUGAUACGACGAUCGACGUUGACGAAUCGUCGCAGGCGAUCGCAGAAUACGAAGACGCAGACGUCGACGCCGGCGCCGAGCAUCGAAGGCAAAUUCUCGAACCGGACAGCAAUUACGAAGACGUUGAGCGCGCCGACGAUGCUAAGAACAGCGCGACGGUAGUUAACGGAGUUGGUGACCCGAUGGAAACCAACGUUACUAACGCCGUUGAUACGACGAUCGACGUUGACGAAGCGUCACAGGCUAUCGCAGAAUCCGAAGAAACAGACGCCGCCGCCGAGCAGCGGAGGCAAAUUCUUGAUACAGUCGCUGCGUCGGAUGGAUUCUUCAAGCACCAGCAGCGUAAUGAACCGGACCUCAGUUACGAAGAGAAGCGCGAGAUCGCCGAGAAGACAUUGGACAGCAACGUUCCGCUGUUUCUGCAGCGCUACGCCAAGUUCCUGUACAGAGAAGACGCUUCGUACUUCGAAGCGCUUAGGAGGGUGGACUACGAGGUCGACUUUCACGUGAGGGAGAUCGAAAGACGCAGCCGAGAUCGCUCCCGAGAGCUGAGCGUGCAAACGAAGAAUAGGCGAUACGAGGCUCUCGAGAGACUUAAGACGGGUGGCGAGUACUUUAGCGACAAGGAGAUGCGACGGCGAAAUCCGUUGCUGUUCGAGCAGAUGAUCGGCCGCUAUAUGACGGAGAAAGAGAAACAAGACCUGGACAAGAUGGACUUUUCGACUCUAACGUUCUCUGGCUUGCUCAUGGAACACAUAGACCGGAACGAGGUGACGAGCCUGCGACGACAACAGCAGGACCUUGAGGAGGCAACAUUUGAAGAGAGUGACUCAGACUCUGAAGAAGAAGAGUUUGAAGAAGACACGGCACCUGUUUCUGCAACCGAAAAACGCCUUCUGAGAAAUGAGUUUGUGAACACAAUGUACGAGAGCUUCCUUUCUGGAAAAGACAAAGACUACGAUUAUGGGUCUGUUGACAAUAAUGCGGACUUCGAUUCCCUCCAAACGAGGCAACACGAUGAGGAAGAAAAGUACUUUGAUGCCGAAGAACCAGAGAUAUUGGACACAGUCACGUGAUGGGGUCCUUCAAAUGCAAGCUACUUCAGUAACUUGGACAUGUAAAUAAACUAUAUCCACAGGUGACAA
Messenger RNA from Dermacentor silvarum, 1397 nucleotides. RefSeq names its product coiled-coil domain-containing protein 97. Lineage: Eukaryota; Metazoa; Arthropoda; Arachnida; Ixodida; Ixodidae. The coding region runs from base 156 to 1328 and encodes 390 amino acids. The transcript is spliced from 4 exons. The record is from RefSeq and is a predicted model, not a curated record.